Molecule: messenger RNA, 1935 nt
Organism: Pipistrellus nathusii (Nathusius's pipistrelle)
Lineage: Eukaryota; Metazoa; Chordata; Mammalia; Chiroptera; Vespertilionidae
Source: the annotation of a GenBank genome assembly
AUGGUGAAGCUCGCAAAGGCUGAUAAAAAUCAAGGUGACUCCAAGAAAAUGGCUUGUCCUCCAGAGGAGGUAGAAGAAGAUAGUGAAGAUGUGGAAAUGCCAGAUGAAGAAGAUGAAAGCAAUGGAGAAGAGGCUAUCACUCCUCAGAAAAAAGUCAAGAAGGCUACAACUCCAGGAAAGAAGAUGAUGGUUUUUCCAACAAUAAAGAUUGCAGUUGCCACACCAGGCAAGAAAGCAGUUGUCACCCCUGGCAAAAAGGCAGUGGCUGUGCCAACCCCUGGCAAAAAGGCAGCAGUUACACCAGCCAAAGCAUUAGCCACACCUGGUAAGAUGGGAGCAGCCAUCCUAGUCAAGGGAGCAGAGAACGUCAAGAAGGAAGAUAGUGAUGAUGACAACAAUGAAGAGGAGAAGGAGGAGGAGGAAUUUCAGCCAGCAGAGAUGACAGCUACUGCUGCUGCCCCUUUCUUGGAUGAUGAGGAUGAUGACGAAAAAGAUGACUCUGAAGAAGAACCUAUGGAGAUUGCACCAGCCGAAGGCAAGAUAGCUCCCAUAAAAGCUGUUUUUGUGAAGGCUAAGAGCACAGCUGAGGAUGAAGAUGAAGAAGAGGAGGAAGAACCUGUCAAAGAAGCACCUGGAAAAGGAAAGAAGAAAAUGGCCAAACAGAAAGCUGCUCCUGAGGCCAAGAAACAGAAAGUGGAAGCCACAGAACCAACUACGGGUUUCAGUCUCUUUGUUGGAAACCUGAACUUUAGCAAGUCUGCACCUGAAUUAAAAACGGGUAUCAGUGAAGUUUUUGCUAAAAACAAUCUUGCUGUUGUGGAUGUCAGAAUUGGUGUGUCCAGGAAGUUUGGCUAUGUGGAUUUUGAAUCUGCUGAGGAUCUGGAAAAAGCCUUAGAACUCACUGGUUUAAAAGUCUUUGGCAAUGAAAUUAAACUAGAGAAACCAAAAGGAAAAGACAGUAAAAAAGAUCGAGAUGCAAGAACACUUUUGGCAAAAAAUCUGCCUUAUAAAGUUACUCAGGACGAAUUAAAAGAAGUGUUUGAAGAUGCUAUGGAAAUCAGAUUAGUCAGCAAGGAUGGAAAAAGUAAAGGGAUUGCUUAUAUUGAAUUUAAGACAGAAGCUGAUGCAGAGAAAACCUUGGAAGAAAAGCAAGGAACAGAAAUAGAUGGACGAUCCAUUUCUCUGUACUAUACUGGAGAGAAAGGUCAAAAUCAAGACCAUAGAGGUGGAAAGAAUAGCACCUGGAGUGGUGAAUCAAAAACUCUGGUUUUAAGCAACCUUUCCUACAGUGCAACAGAAGAGACUCUUCAGGAAGUAUUUGAGAAGGCAACAUUUAUCAAAGUGCCCCAGAACCAAAAUGGCAAAUCUAAAGGGUAUGCAUUUAUAGAAUUUGCUUCAUUUGAAGAUGCUAAAGAAGCUUUAAAUUCCUGUAAUAAAAGAGAAAUCGAGGGCAGAGCAAUCAGGCUGGAAUUGCAAGGACCCAGAGGAUCGCCUAAUGCAAGAAGCCAGCCAUCCAAAACUCUAUUUGUCAAAGGUCUAUCUGAGGAGACUACGGAAGAGACAUUGAAGGAGUCAUUUGAUGGCUCUGUCCGUGCAAGGAUAGUCACUGACCGGGAGACUGGCUCUUCCAAAGGGUUUGGUUUUGUAGACUUCAACAGUGAGGAAGAUGCCAAAGCCGCUAAGGAAGCCAUGGAAGAUGGUGAAAUUGAUGGAAACAAAGUUACUUUGGACUGGGCCAAGCCUAAGGGUGAAGGUGGCUUCGGGGGUCGUGGUGGAGGCAGAGGUGGCUUUGGAGGCAGAGGCGGUGGCAGAGGAGGCCGAGGUGGAUUUGGCGGCAGAGGCCGGGGAGGUUUUGGAGGGCGAGGAGGCUUCCGAGGAGGUAGAGGAGGAGGAGGAGACCAUAAGCCACAAGGAAAGAAGACAAAGUUUGAAUAG